This is a messenger RNA of Humulus lupulus (European hop), 495 nucleotides long. RefSeq lists its product as uncharacterized. Lineage: Eukaryota; Viridiplantae; Streptophyta; Magnoliopsida; Rosales; Cannabaceae. The record is from RefSeq and is a predicted model, not a curated record. The transcript has a single exon. The coding region runs from base 1 to 495 and encodes 164 amino acids. Gene Ontology annotation, biological process: DNA integration. Gene Ontology annotation, molecular function: nucleic acid binding.
AUGAACUAUGUCAAGAAAUACGACAGCUGCCCGCAUUAUGCCAACAUCCUCUUAGUUCCUCCAAAUGAUCUCACUCAAAUGACAAGUCCCCGACCCUUUACAGUUUGGGGCAUUGACCUAAUAGGCUCCGUGCCCACGAGAAAGGGAGGUGUAAUGUACGGGAUUAUGGCAGUUAACUACUUCAUGAAGUGGGUUGAGACCAAACCUCUCGCUACAAUCACCUCCAAAAAGGUGCUGGACUCUGUCAUCAAAAACAUCGUUUAUCUCUACGGGAUCUCGAGGAAGAUAGUUUCCGACAACGGCCUCCAACUUGACAAUGAGUUGUUUACCGACUUUUGUGAAAGGCAUGGAUUCAUGAAGAGUUUCUACUCCGUAGCCCAUCCGCAGGCAAAUGGACAAGUGGAAGCAUUUGACAAGACGCUUAAAGCCACUUUGAAGAAAAAGUUCGAACAAGCGAAAGACGCUUGGCCCAAGGAGCUGGCUAAAGUGUUAUAG